Messenger RNA from Dichotomopilus funicola, 1326 nucleotides. RefSeq lists its product as uncharacterized. The transcript is spliced from 4 exons. The record is from RefSeq and is a predicted model, not a curated record. Bases 1 to 1326 code for a protein of 441 amino acids. Lineage: Eukaryota; Fungi; Ascomycota; Sordariomycetes; Sordariales; Chaetomiaceae.
AUGGGUUGCUGUCUCUCCCGAGAGGGUGACCAAAGCUCGCCCUACCCCGACGCUGGUGCGACCGGCUCCGGACGGGCCAUUAACGAGGCGGACCAGGCGGGCGGUGGUGCGUCUAGCUCACAGACGGGCGUCGACGAGCCCAGCCCCUCCACCUCCCGCCGUCGUAGAAGACAGUCCCAGCAACCCCUCGACCAGCACAUCAACAAGCCCCUACGACGCCACGUGUGGACCAGCCAGGACCGACAGUGGACUCUGGCCGCGCUGCGCCAGGAGCGGACCGAUUUCUUUGACACGAGGGUCACGGGCCGAGAGGAGAUAUGGCAGGCCCUGCGGGCCGCGCUUGAGGUUCUCUGGGCGGCGGACGAGGCGGCUCGGAAUGGGCGGUACGACCGGUCCAGUGAGGAUGGUGGUGGAGGAGGUGGUGGUGGGCCGAGCGAGGAAGACCCGGCUGUGGCCCUUGCGACGGCGCAGAGUAUCAUUGAUGCGGCGGAUAUCACGUUGCCCACCGGGGAUUUGUACAACGGCGCGUACGAUGUCUUUGGGAACUACUAUCAGCUGUCACACCAGAUCGUGGCGGACCCUUCCAAUUUACUCUGGAACCCCGCUCCCCCCGCCGUCGGCCAGGGCGAUAUGGACGAUUCCAAAGCGGAUUUCACGGCUGGCGAGGAAACGGAGCGAGAAUACGACCAGGACGAGGCCGAGGCCGAACGACGCCGCGAGGAAAAGGGCAAGGCUGUCGUAGACAUCCGGAACCAGAUCACUAUUCGGGCGCGACUCAGCGACGGCUCGCGGGACGUUAGUGUCACCGUAAACAUGGGUGACUCUGUCCGACGGAUCGCAAGGGCGGUUGCGGAGAAGGCAAAGCUUCAAUCUCAUAAGAAGAUCCGCAUCGCCUACAUGGGCAAGAUCCUGCUUGAAGCACCGCUUGAAGGAGACCCGCUUCACCUGCUGGAUUCGGUCUCCGAAACCACUCUCUCUAUCCAGGUCGACGGUUCGACCCCCGCCACCCCAGUCGGCUUAGAGCCGCAUCGACUCGCGGCUCCCAUGAGGAACCGCGACCGCUUUACCUCGGCGCUGCGCCGUCUCGGAAAUUCCUCCCAAAUUCCCCAGUCCACAGACUACGAAGCGUCCAACACCGGCCCCUUGGAUAUGCCAGCGCAGUUGGAGAGACGAGGGUCACGUUUCUCGCGCUGCAUCGACUCCAUCAAGGCGAGCCGCGCCAGGAGACUGGAUCGCAGCUAUCGCCAGGAGACUGCUGUCUAUUCUGAGGAGCAUGUCGUAUUCAACCCUCGCGUUGUCUGGAUGGUGGCCGCUAUGGUCAUGUAA